Pyrus x bretschneideri (Chinese white pear) is the source of this 1747-nucleotide messenger RNA. Its product is annotated as dehydrogenase/reductase SDR family member on chromosome X-like. NCBI's taxonomy places the organism in Eukaryota, Viridiplantae, Streptophyta, Magnoliopsida, Rosales, Rosaceae. Bases 399 to 1496 code for a protein of 365 amino acids. The record is from RefSeq and is a predicted model, not a curated record. The transcript has 9 exons.
AUCCACGUUUGAAUUUGACUAAAGGAGGUCUGCAAUUCGAAACAGAAGUUGUGGUGCUUGGGCGCUUGUUUGCCUGCGCAUGCAUCAACUCUCCGACUCCGACUCUUCAGUCUCCACUGCCGCCGCCGGCGAGGCUAGAGAGGGUAGAGCAUAGAGCAUAGAGCAGUCUCUCUGAGUCGUUGAGGAUUGGCGGCUGCGGACUACGACGGCCGAAUCUGACGACGACGACUGUAUACGCAGCAGCAGCACUCAAAGAUGAGCGUUCAUUCAGCUCCCUCCCUCGGUCUAUUUGAUUUGAUUUGAUUUAAUUUGAUUUGUUCCCCAAUCCCCAUUAAUAUUUAUUAUUGUAAAUUUGUAAGAGGGUAUUUAGUACUAGAAAGUGAAAGAAGCAGAAGAAGAUGAAGGCGGCAUUGGAAUUUGUAACGUCCAUGGAAUUCUGGAGAAUGGCGGUGCUGUGGGCAUUCUAUCUCCUCAUCUCCUACUGGAAGCUCUUUCUUCAACCCAAUUCGAAUUCCAAUUCUCGUCCUUCCAAUUCAUCGCCUUGGACUUCCCCCUCGGGAUUUAGGCCUGUCUGCGUUAUCACUGGUGCUACGUCUGGAUUGGGUGCGGCUGCUGCCCAUGCUCUCUCCGCCCGCGGUUUCUUCGUGGUUCUCGUUGGACGUUCAUCCCACUUGUUAGCAAAGACGAUAAUGGACAUCAAAACUCAGAAUGAGAAUGUACAUCUCAAAGCUUUUGAGGUUGACGUCGCAUCCUUCCACUCACUUCUCCAGUUUAAAGCCUCCCUACAGCAGUGGCUUUCUAACUCAGAGAUGCACCCUUCCAUCCAACUCCUCAUCAACAACGCUGGGAUACUCGCAACUUCAUCUAGACUCACCUCUCAAGGCUAUGAUCAGAUGAUGGCUACAAAUUACUUAAGUGCAUUUUCUCUGAGCAAACUAUUAUUACCACUUCUCAGAAACAGCCCAGUUCCUUCUCGUAUAGUGAAUGUCACGUCUUUCACACACCGAAGUGUUUUGAAUAUACAGAUUAACAAGGACACUGUAUCUGGGAAGUGCUUCAGCAGACAAAAGCAAUACCCAUUUGCUCAUGUCUACGAGUGUUCCAAAUUAUUCCUCCUGCUCUUCUCCUAUGAGCUUCACCGGCAACGUGGCUUGACGGAUAUAUCACGUCAGGUCUCCGUCAUUGCUGUAGAUCCUGGAGUUGUGGAAACUAACAUCAUGCGAGAGGUACCCUCAUGCCUAUCCGGUCUGGCUUUCAUAGUUUUGAAACUUCUGGGCCUUUUGCAGUCACCUGAGAUUGGAGUUAGUUCCAUUCUUGACGCAGCACUCUCCCCACCAGAAACGUCUGGAGUAUAUUAUUUUGGGGGAAAGGGUAGGACCGUCGAUUCCUCUGUGCUCUCAUACAAUGCCAAACUUGGGGAGGAACUUUGGGAUGCAUCAACUCAUCUAUUUUUAGAGUCACAGCUUGCUUCCAAGGAAACCUUCACUUCUGAGUAGAAUUGUAUAUCAUAAUUCAUAGGUAACAAGCAGUAGUACACAUAAAUGGAUGCAUCAACUACGAAGGUGUCUUGUAACCUGUUUACUUUGAUGCUUAUCUCACUACUUCUGGGCGAUAGUCACAAGUUGGGCAGCCAUCUAAAUUAUUGAGAUCGAGGGCAUAGAUUUUUUUUUCUUAUAAAUCUAUAACAUUUUGUCAUUCCAUGUGUAUUUCAUCGAAUUUGGAUCCUCUACGGUCCUCAUUGUUCAAA